AUGGGCAAGGCCAAGGCCGCGCCGGCGGCCUCGACCGACGGCACGGCGAAGCUCGCGGGCACGGCCUACCACGCGGCGUCGCGGAGCGUCGCGGCGCGCGAGCAGGCGCUGCAGGCCGCCGGCCGGCUCUGCGACAACGGCGAGAAAUGGGCGAAGCGCAUCGGCGCACGGCAGUCGCCCUACGAGUUCAUCGAACUCUGGUGGUCGCUGCCCGCGGCGACGCGCGCGUGCCCGCCGCCGCAGUCGAACGGCGAGAAGUGCCGGCGGUGCAAGAAGGUCGUGCGGCUCGCGCGGCGGCAAUUCAUCAAGCGCGACGAGGGGUCGCGCCUCGGCCGCGAGGUGCGCGUCGUCAAGUGCGACGGCGGCUGCAUGGGACAAGGGGUGUCAGUCAUCGUCAACAAGUGGGCCGACUACGGCUACGAGGCCGAGGAGGAGGAGGAGGACGACGACGGCGGGGCGCCGCGGCGCUGCGCCGUCGCCGCGAAGCCCGAGGCGGCGGCCGCGCCGCGCGCCGUCGUCGCGCCCUCGGACGUCGCGCUCGACGCGUGCUCGCUCCGCGUGAAGGACGACGACGACGCGGAGGCGAAGCCCGACGCGGCGCGGCGCAGGGCGAAGCCGAAGAAGGGCGCGCGGAAGCUGUUGGACCUCGGCGCGCCGGCGCCGGCGCGGGCCUACGACGACGACGCCUGGGACAAGCCGGCGCCGCGCGCGCCGGCGCCGGCGCCGCGCGAGGCGCCGCCGCCGCAGCAGCCGCCGUCGAUGGACGCGUUCCCGAGCCUCGGCGGCGGCUCGCCGCGGACCGUCGACGCGCCGCCGCCCGAGCCGCCCGCGUGGGAGCCGGCCUACGCGGCCGAGGAGCCGUGGGACCCGGCCUACGCGGCCGAGGAGCCGGCCUACGCGGCCGAGGAGCCAUGGGAGCCGGCCUACGCGCCCGAGGAGCCGGCCUACGCGGCCGAAGCGCCGUGGGAGCCGGCCUACGCGCCCGUGGAGCCGGCCUACGCGGCCGAAGCGCCGUGGUCGGACCCGUGGGCGCCGGAGCCGCAGAACUGUUCGCCGCGGCACUUUUCGCCGGAACCGGAGGUCCCCGCGCCGGAGGUCCGCGCGGUCCGCGCCCCGGCGCGCGCGUCGGCGCGCGAGCUCAAGGCCCUGCCGCCCGGGCUGCGAGCCGUCGCCGCGAAGCUCGCGCUCACGUCCGAAACGGUCGAGGCGCUCUCGAGGCUCUCGAACAAGAAAGAUCAAGGUCGCGCUGCGAAGCGCCUCAGCGACCCUGGCUUUACAUACACAGUUAUGCUCGAUGCGGAGCCCAAUUCGUUUAUCCUCUCAGAGCUCAAGAAGAUCGGGCACCUAGGGUCGACGUCGAAGUGCCGGCUCGUGUGCAGCGAGAAGUUCCUCGCGGAAGCCCAGGCGAGCGCGCCCGCGCGCCAGGAGCACAAGCGCGCCGCGACGAGCAAGCCGAGGCCGACGCCGCCGCGGGCACCGCCGCCGCCGCGGGCACCGCCGCCGCCGCGGGCACCGCCGCCGCCGCGGGCCGCGCCGCCGCCGCCGCGGGCCGCGCCGCCGCCGCCGCCGCCCGUCGCGUCGCCGUUCGAGCAGCUCGCGACGUUCCUCGAGGCGUUCGGCCUGCAGCGCCACGUGCGCCGCUUCGCGGAGGAGGAGAUCCUGAGCCUCCGGGACCUGCCCCACCUGACGCUCGACGACCUCGUCGACAUGGGCCUCUCCUUCGCGGAGGCGGACACGCUCGUGUCCGCGGCGCGGGAAAUGUUGUAA
Messenger RNA from Aureococcus anophagefferens, 1767 nucleotides. RefSeq lists its product as hypothetical. Gene Ontology annotation, molecular function: protein binding. Bases 1 to 1767 code for a protein of 588 amino acids. Lineage: Eukaryota; Pelagophyceae; Pelagomonadales; Pelagomonadaceae. The transcript has a single exon. The record is from RefSeq and is a predicted model, not a curated record.